CGCAUUGCUGCGAGAUAACCAAGGACUCUUUUUUGCUCUUCUCACACCUUUGAAGUGGGGGCCUCUUGAGGCAAAUCAACAAGAAUGUGGCUCCUGCCGCCGAGGCUCCCGGAGGCGGUUGGGGCUGCUCAAGGCGAGGGGCGGUGGAGCGGCCGGCCGGCCGGGCCGAUAACUUUAAAAGGGCAUCUUCUGCUGGCUCCUCACGCCGCAGCUUUAUCGCGGCAAGUGACAGAAUGGGGAGGGUUCUGUCCCUCCUGCGCUCUCCGAGAGCCAGGGGGGGCUAUAAAAAGAGGAGGCGCAGGGCAGCUGAGAGCCGGAGCCGAGCGAAGGUCAGCGGAGAGGAGCCGGAGAGGAGAGAGAGAGAGAGAGAAGGCAGCCAGCAGCAGACCACUCCCCGACCGAACGCCGCCAGCAUGGGCUCCUGCUCCACCAUCACCGCCAGCCUCCUCCUCCUCCUGGUGGUCCAGCUCCCAGGGCAGACCAGAGCCAACCCCGUGUAUGGCCCCGUGGCCAACGCCGAACUGAUGGAUUUCAAGAACCUGCUGGAGCGUUUGGAGGACAAGAUGCCUCUGGAAGACGAGAUGAUGCCCCCGCAGGGACUAAGCGAGCAGAACGAGGAAGCCGGGGCUGCGCUCAGCCCCCUCCCUGAGCUGCCGCCCUGGACGGGGGAGGUCAGCCCAGCCCUGAGGGAGGAGGGGGCCCUGGGGCGGGGCCCCUGGGACGCCUCCGACAGGUCUGCCCUCCUGAAGAGCAAGCUGAGGGCGCUGCUCGCCGCCCCCCGGAGCCUGCGGAGGUCCAGCUGCUUCGGGGGCCGGAUGGACAGGAUCGGGGCCCAGAGCGGCCUGGGCUGCAACAGCUUCCGGUACCGGAGAUAGGGCCGGGCCCCCUGGACGCCAACAGGCCCCGGCGCCCCCUCCCC
Messenger RNA from Pipistrellus kuhlii (Kuhl's pipistrelle), 919 nucleotides. RefSeq names its product natriuretic peptide A (gene NPPA). Gene Ontology annotation, cellular component: extracellular region; cytoplasm; nucleus. Gene Ontology annotation, biological process: negative regulation of systemic arterial blood pressure; receptor guanylyl cyclase signaling pathway; neuropeptide signaling pathway. The transcript is spliced from 3 exons. Lineage: Eukaryota; Metazoa; Chordata; Mammalia; Chiroptera; Vespertilionidae. The record is from RefSeq and is a predicted model, not a curated record. Bases 234 to 875 code for a protein of 213 amino acids. Gene Ontology annotation, molecular function: hormone activity; hormone receptor binding.